Messenger RNA from Owenia fusiformis, 1114 nucleotides. The record is from the annotation of a GenBank genome assembly. Lineage: Eukaryota; Metazoa; Annelida; Polychaeta; Sabellida; Oweniidae.
GUAUUAUAUGAUGUAAUGAUUUUAAUUUCAGGUAUCAACAUUCAACAAUCACAUCUGCAAAAUAACAGUUUACAUGUGACUUCAUUGCUUUCAGGACUUUCAGUAGCAGAGAUCCUAAAAAACCCUUGGUCUGUGCAUCGGGAAUUAGGUGCUGAGAAAGGGAUAUCAGUACCCUACAGCGGCAUUCAAUUUCUGUCGGCUGGAAGAAGAUGUUGGCAAUGUCAUCAGGGUCCUGACAAGGACAAAUCCCAGAAGGAGAGAACACAAAGAAAAAGGGAUUUAAUGGUAUGUAAAGCAAAAAAAAAAAAAAUUGCUAUGUGCAUGUACUGUAGUCUUAAAUAUCCAAUUUUCAUACCCUUUAUAGUGAUUCUUAUAGACAUCCAGAGACAUAUAAAACAUGUUUUAUAUGUCUCUGAGACAUCAAAUGCAGCAAGUAACAUUUAUUCCAAAGAGUUGAAGAAAGUUUAUCAAACUUUCAGAUCAUGCAGUAAAAGGCAUAUGUAACAGCAAAGCAGCAGUAAUCAUUUAUGUCUCCUACAUGAAUAUUGUCAUAAACAUGUCAUUUUAUUGAUACCAGAGAAACAAGGACCAUGAUUUUAGCGUGAGAAGACAGAGAGUCCAGAGCACGAAAAAGAGGGGCUGUCCUGCAAUGAUUUUCGAGCUGCAUGAUCUGUAUUUUCCAGAGUUCAAGGUAUGUACAACCAUGGUACAAUGCAUGCAAAUUAAAAACUUGUCUAUUUAAUGUGUACUUGUGUAUUGGAAAAUAGAAUGUAUAAAUCACUUUGAUUUACUCAUUCAUAAUUGUUUCAAUGAUAUGCACAGAUUAUAUGCACAGAUUAUAUGCACAGAUUAUAUGCAUGCUGGUUUACAUACACUGUAUCAACCUCUGAUGAAGAAGAGACACAUCUUGUUCACAGUAAUAAGGGUUUGUCUAUAGUUAUUAUAUUUAAAGCUUGAACAGCAGAGAUGUUACAUGUAUUUUAUUUGUAAUUUUACCUAUUGAUUUUAGAAUAACAAGCAAUUUACUUUUUUAAUUUACUUUUUUUAUUUUCAAGUAGAAGAACAAAACAAUCUACCCAUAUUAUGGACAUCUUGAGUACAUUUAGUUUGUUAC